Prunus armeniaca (apricot) is the source of this 1287-nucleotide messenger RNA. The record is from the annotation of a GenBank genome assembly. Lineage: Eukaryota; Viridiplantae; Streptophyta; Magnoliopsida; Rosales; Rosaceae.
AUGACUCAUCAAGCCAUGUAUGGCCAGGAAGAGACCUUGGUUGGGAAGCUCAGGACUUUUGGGAUGAAACACAAGUCAAAAACCAGAGUGACAGUGCUGUGGCUUGUGGUUGCAGGAGGGAUGAGAAGCACAACAACAGAAGAAUGGUUGCUUCCCUUGCUGCGUGGAUUCAGAUUCCAUCCCCCUGAGGAGGAAAUGGUGAACCUUUUGAGGAAGAAGAUGGAGGGCCAGGGCUCCCAAACCAUGCCUGAAAUCGAUUACAAGCCUUGGAAUUUAUCUGAUAAUGAAUCUAUCUCACUUUUUCUUCGUUUCUUGAAGCAGAUGAUGCGGGGUAAGGCCUCCCAAGCCUGCCACAUCAUCCCUGAAAUCGAUGUCUGCAAGUACGAGCCUUCGGAUUUAGCUGAGCUCUUGUUCCCAGACUCUCCAUAUCAACCUAGGAUGUGGUUUUCCUUCAGCCGACCUCAUUACAAAUCCAUCAACAGUCUUCGUUACAACAGGGCCACAAAGAAGGGAUUCUGGAAAAUCACAGGCAAGCCACGAGAAAUCAAGUCUCAACAACUCUCCAAAUCGGUCACUUGCAAAAAGAGGACCUUGACAUUCCAUGAAGGUCGUGUGUCUAAGUCGACGAAGACCGACUGGGUCAUGCAGGAGUAUUAUCUCAUUCAAACUGAACCGGGUUCUAUUCCCAAUCAGCUGACUGAUCCUGGUAUUGGUGGCUACGUGGCCUCAAAUUCUGAAGAUGAUCAAGCUCCUGAAAAUAAUAUGAUUCCGGAGGCCGAUAGACAUCUGGCAGACAAAGAGCCAGAACAUGAUCUGCCUGGAAGUGGCAAUCAUGAUGCUGGUGAACCUGGUGGCUGUGUUUCAUCUGAUUGUGAUGAUAUGAUUCAAGAGCUAAGUGCUCAGCCAGGAGAAUAUCUGGAUUUACCUUUUCCUCCACCUGAGCCACCUGAGCCGGGAAAUGCUUCUGUGCCAUCUCCAAUUGGGAAUAAUGAUUCUUCUCUUCCAUAUAAGAAUAAUAUUACAACCACUUAUGACAGUAAACCAGUUAGCAACACCGCCUCUAAUUUCAAGAAUCAAACUAAAGAUGAAAGGACGUCAGAGGUUUAUUCUCAACCAGAAGAAGAUCCGGAAUCAUUCUUACAACUUAAGCUAGACGAUUACACAUGGCUUUCAAGAAUAUUGCAGCCAGAACAGGGAAAUCUUCUGCAUGCCAAUAACUCUAUUGGAUGCAAUGAGUUGCAAUCUCCGUAUCCGGAGACUGCGGCUCUUUUCCCACAAUCUUCUUGA